AUGAACGCCCCCGAGUAUCUCGAUGGAGAUUCUGCUGGUGUUUUCUACUGCGGCCACGAGUGCCAGACGACUGACUGGCCAAACCACAAAGGGAGGUGCAACAACUUGAAGCGUCGCAAAUCUCUACUCCGAGCAGCCAAGCUUCUCAAGAAGACUCUCUUAUCCUACAAAGAAGUUCUUUUUGACUGGGACCUGACAGAGAUCGAGCCUCGCGAUGACGCUCUCAUUCUCAAGCAUGACAACAGGCGUCUAAGCUGGGAGAAGCCUAUCAAUUUCCCGGAUCACCUCACCAGUAACCCAGAGCACAAGGAGGCUGCUCUGGUGAAGCGCAUGGCCCUCCACACACUGUCGAUUCUUGGCCCCAUGACUCGGGCCCUGGUGAAAUGCCUCGUUUGCCGCCUGGAGACGGUUUACCUCCAAAUCAAGAACCCCCCGUACCCUGCCAUCAUGGACCCUCCUGACGCGGCCAUCUUUGACAUGAUGAAGCCAAACUUUGGUCUCAAAGGCGUCCUGUUUUCUCUCGACAAGUACAUCACCGAGACAAAUUGUAAUAUCGAAUGGCCAGCUUCGCCUUACCUCCACUGUGAAAUCUAUGAUCAGCAGGAAAUCAUCGCCGUGCUUGGUACGCCUCCGCCGGAGCCCAUGGCCGACAUCCUCAGGAUUACGCGGUACCGUCUGCACUUUGCGGAGUUGGUCAAGGAAUGUGUCGACAACAGCUUGAUCAAGGGCUCGGAUGCUGAGUUCGACGCUAAGAUGGAGGAAUUCUCGCAGAAGGUGAAGACGCACAUGUCCCUCUGUCAAUCCUUCUAG
Molecule: messenger RNA, 810 nt
Organism: Fusarium graminearum PH-1
Lineage: Eukaryota; Fungi; Ascomycota; Sordariomycetes; Hypocreales; Nectriaceae
Exons: 3
Coding region: 1-810 (269 amino acids)
Source: RefSeq, a predicted model, not a curated record